UUAUAAAAGCCAGGUGUCCCCCUGGCAAGAUCAGUUUACUUAUAGCUUUACAACGUAGUGCGUUGUUGUACCAGAGACAAUUCUUAUACUCGCCAAUCAUCAAAGAUGUCAUUGCUGCCAGUUUUGUUGAACGAGCUGCUGGACGAUUAUCGCAGGCCAGUCUGUGAUUUGGGAGACCAACAUUUUGGACUCGGUCUAUUUGACGAUGACUUGAGACCAAGCAGGUUGUUGUCUAAUCCUCUACGCUGCGGCUACGUCCGCCCUUGGAGGAACCUUGCAGCUGGGGAUUCUGGUCUUUCGUCCAUCGUCUCGGACAAGGAUGGGUUCAAAGUCAACUUGGACGUGCAGCAGUUUAAGCCUGAAGAGCUUAAAGUAAAAGUUGAGAAUGAUAUGGUUGUCAUUGACGGGAAGCAUGAAGAACGAUCGGACGAGCACGGUUUUAUCUCGAGGCAGUUCACGAGGAAAUACAGGAUUCCUAAAGACGUUGAUGUCAACGCUCUCAAAUCAAAUCUUUCCUCCGAUGGUGUCCUUUCACUCCAUGCACCCAAGCUGAUCUCCAAGGAGAAUCCUUCUCGUGAAAUUCCUAUCACUCAUACAAAUGCUCCAGCUUUGAAGCAGAAAAAGGACAAAAAUGAGAAAAUGGAAGAGUAAUUGUAAAAGAAAAAAUAAUCAUUCCAGUUUUAAGUGUGAUUUAAGUGUGAUGCCUUUGUUUUAAGAAUUGUUUUUUGUACCUUCAAUAAAAAUAAAUAAAACAAUUGUUGAAAGUAUCA
Messenger RNA from Cimex lectularius (bed bug), 770 nucleotides. RefSeq names its product alpha-crystallin A chain-like. Lineage: Eukaryota; Metazoa; Arthropoda; Insecta; Hemiptera; Cimicidae. The transcript has 3 exons. Gene Ontology annotation, biological process: protein refolding; response to heat. The record is from RefSeq and is a predicted model, not a curated record. Gene Ontology annotation, molecular function: protein folding chaperone. Bases 106 to 651 code for a protein of 181 amino acids.